This is a messenger RNA of Phycodurus eques (leafy seadragon), 921 nucleotides long. RefSeq names its product centrosomal protein of 55 kDa-like. The record is from RefSeq and is a predicted model, not a curated record. The coding region runs from base 1 to 921 and encodes 306 amino acids. The transcript has 7 exons. Lineage: Eukaryota; Metazoa; Chordata; Actinopteri; Syngnathiformes; Syngnathidae. Gene Ontology annotation, biological process: mitotic cytokinesis; regulation of phosphatidylinositol 3-kinase/protein kinase B signal transduction.
AUGUCCUGCGACAAACGUAUGAAUCUGUGGGAAAAGCCCAAUCCAUCUCUCAGUAGGAGCGUCAAUCUGAAGGAGUGGACCAUCAUGUCUACUGCAAAGGCCUUGGCCAAGAACCACCAGUGGCUGGCUUAUGACCAGCAACGAGAAGCCUAUGUUAGGACAGUCGUGGACAGAAUGCUGGGGCUGGACAAGCAGCUGGACCAGGCCGUCCGGGCCCAGUUAUCGCAGCACAAUAAGGAGCAUUCAGAGGAGGAGAGAGUAAGCCAGAUGAAGGAGCACUUUGAAAGCCUGGUGGUGAUUGGUCGAGACAACCUGGUGAUACUCAAGCAACAGCUCGACGUCACCCUCCAUGACCUGGCAAACGCCAAAAUUAGGUACGAGGAAAAGGAGAUUGAAGCCAAUGACCUCAAGCAGCAGCUUCAGCGUUGCGCCGUGGAGAAAGAGCAGAUGAUGGACGAGAUGAAAGCGCUCCAGUGGAAACUGGACGAGGAGAAGCGGCGCACCGCUAAUUUGGAAAAACAGUCUUCUCUCUUUCAGAGCUUCAUGAUAAAGCGCAAUAAUGCCAGCCAGGACAAGAUCGCAGACCUGGAGGGACAGGUCCAUAGUUCCUCCCAGGACCUUGAAGAUGAAAUGGAGAACUGUUCGUAUUUGAAGAGACAGCUGGUCAGAGUUGUCAAUAUGCUGCGAAGAAGCGACGACCAACUGGCAUGCUAUGAAAAGAGAAACCAGCGGGAGGAAGACUACAGGAAGGAGGAGGAGGAGGAGGAGCCUAUCUAUGUAGAAAUGAAACCCUGCUGGACAUCAUCGCCCAAUGACAGUAGCUUGGAUAGAAGCUCCCUGGACUGCCCCCGUUGUCAGAUCCGGUGUCCUAUCAGUCAGUACCGGCAGAUGAUGGACCACCUGGAAGUCUGCCUCAACUGA